Talaromyces proteolyticus is the source of this 1932-nucleotide messenger RNA. RefSeq names its product putative protease S8 tripeptidyl peptidase I. The record is from RefSeq and is a predicted model, not a curated record. Gene Ontology annotation, molecular function: serine-type endopeptidase activity; tripeptidyl-peptidase activity. Lineage: Eukaryota; Fungi; Ascomycota; Eurotiomycetes; Eurotiales; Trichocomaceae. Gene Ontology annotation, biological process: proteolysis. The transcript is spliced from 6 exons. The coding region runs from base 1 to 1932 and encodes 643 amino acids.
AUGACUCGAAUUAUUUCUUUAACUGCCCUGGUGGCAGCUCUUGCUACGUUCAGUGCAGCUCGCCCGUCCUCUCACACCCACGCUGUCCACGAAAAGCGUGGUGCCAUCUCUGCUCGCUGGAGCAACGCUAUGCGAGUCAGGUCCGAUGCUGAUAUGCACGUCAAGAUUGGCUUAAGACAGAGCAAUCUUCACCACGGCCACGACAUAUUGAUGGAUGUAUCCAACCCCUCUUCCAAGAACUAUAGAAAGUUUUGGACUGAGGAAGAUGUUCAUAACAUGUUUGCUCCAUCAGAUGAGUCUGUAAGUGCCGUCAAGCACUGGCUCGCUGACUCUGGAAUUCACGAUAUUCGCAUCACGCACUCUGACAACAAGGGCUGGUUGGCCUUUAUUGCUUCUGGCGACGAGCUUGAGAAUCUGCUACACACAGACUUCUACGAGUAUAUUGACUCCGAGACGGGUGACAAGGCUAUUGCCGCUGAGCAGUACCAUGUCCCCAAGCACAUACAAGGGCACAUCGAUUACAUCACUCCUGGUAUCCGCCUGCCAUACCUCAGGAAGCGUAGUAACGUCAACAAAAUAUACAAGCCGGCUCAAACUCGCCAUGUCCCUAAAUUCGCCCCCAUGAGUGCUAACACUAUCGCCUGCGACAAGCUUAUUACUCCUGACUGUGUGGCUGCACUGUACAAUAUUCCUAAAGCCACAGUUACCCCUUCACCCAACAACUCGCUCGGUAUCUUUGAAGAGAACGACUACUAUACCCAGUCCGAUUUAGACAGCUUUUUCACACACUUCCCUUCCUAUAAGAUUCCUAACGGCACUGCCCCUACUCCAGCUUUCAUUGACGGCGCCAAGGCACCCGAACACUUCGGUGGUAGUGAGUCCAACUUGGACUUUAUGCUCGCCUAUCCUAUUAUCUAUCCUCAAAAUAUUACUCUGUACCAGACUGAUGAUCCUUACUACGCCACAGGCUCCCACUCUCAGGGAUACUUCAAUACUUUCCUGGAUGCGAUCGAUGGUUCCUACUGCACAUCAUGUUAUGCUGGCGAGUGCGGUAAUGAUCCUCUUGAUCCUAUUUACCCGGAUGUCAACUCUACUAGUGGCUACAAGGGCAAGCUUAUGUGCGGUGUCUAUAAGCCUACCAACGUUAUCUCAAUCUCUUAUGUUGGUUCUGAGGACUCUAUUCCUCGGUACUACUAUGAGCGUCAAUGCAAUGAAUUUAUGAAGCUUGGUCUCCGUGGUGUGUCCGUCUUCUUCGCCUCCGGAGACUCUGGUGUCGCCUCUCGCAAUGGCUGUCUUGGAAACAACACCAUUUUUAACCCAGAAAGGCCUGCUAGCUGCCCUUAUAUCACCAGUGUUGGUGCUACUAAGCUUCCUGAGAAUCGUACAGUCAAUGAUCCCGAGGUCGCUGCCAACGACCCAGCUGGACAUCCAUAUAUAUCAGCCUUUGCCUCAGGUGGUGGUUUCAGCAACGUCUUUAGCAUCCCUAACUAUCAGGCUGAUGCUGUUGCCAACUACUUUGAGAAGCAUAAUCCUCCUUACCCGUACUACAAUGGCAGUAUACUCGGUGAGAAUGGCGGUCUCUACAAUCGCUCUGGCCGUGGUUACCCUGAUGUCUCUGCUAAUGGUGAUAAUAUCGCUGUUUAUAACAAUGGGAAAUACACAAUUAAUGGCGGUACUUCUGCCUCCGCCCCUAUCUUCGCCUCCAUUGUCAACCGUAUCAUUGAUGAGCGUAUCGCCGCUGGUAAGAGCGGUCCUUUGGGCUUCUUGAACCCUAUCUUGUACAAGAACGCCGAUGCCUUCAAUGAUAUCACCGAGGGAACCAACUCCGGUUGCGGAACUGAUGGGUUUUCCACUGCGCCUGGCUGGGACCCUGUUACUGGGCUCGGGACCCCCAACUACCCCAAGUUGAAGGAAGUCCUCUUGAAUAUCUAA